Molecule: messenger RNA, 1419 nt
Organism: Schizophyllum commune H4-8
Lineage: Eukaryota; Fungi; Basidiomycota; Agaricomycetes; Agaricales; Schizophyllaceae
Exons: 4
Coding region: 1-1419 (472 amino acids)
Molecular function (GO): protein binding
Source: RefSeq, a predicted model, not a curated record
AUGACGCACGACGUCACCUCUGCCGUCCUUCUCCCGCGCAUCGCCCGUCGCCGUCGACGGGCGCCCCCCGCGGGCUGUCCGUCAGCCUCGCGUCAGUCGACCGCAGGCAGACCGCUCCUUCGUCUCCCGAUAUUCCUCUGCUCGCCUGCGAUGUUCAUCUUCGGUCGUCCGCCACCGCCCGGGCCCCCGCGCCUCGCCAUUCCUGAGCUGCUCUUCGAGAUCUUCCGCGACGCGCGCCUGAGCAGGCGAGAUCUGUCGCAUGCGGCGCUGGUGUGCAGGGCGUGGCACGCUGUCGCGGACGUGGUGCUCUGGGAGGACAUGCCGGGUCUCGCGCCACUUUUGAUGCUCAUGCCUGCGGAUGCCUGGACGAUGACCUUCCGCCGUGCACUGCGCGCCUCCGACUGGGCGAAUGUCGCCACUCGAUCGUGCUCCGUUCGGCGGCUUACCCUCUUCGGCGCCCCACCAAAUUGCGUCCAGCGCGCCAUCAUCGCCUGCCCACCACCCGCGAACCUCCUUCCCAGACUGCAGACGCUCACCCUCACCCAGCUCGUGGCCCGGCCCGGGAGCGGGGACGCGUUCGCCACCGCGCUCGCCUGCGCCUUCCUCCACAUGCUCUUCAGCAGUGGCGCGGACACACCCUACUCCUCACCUCGCCAUCUGCGCCUCCGCGACUGCGCGCCCGACCUCGCCCGGCACGUCCUCGCGCACCCGCUCGCCGCCCGCCUCGAGGACGCCACGCUCGACGUGCGCCUCACCGACCUCGCCCGCCUCCCCGCGCCGCCCACCCUCCGCCGCCUCCGCGUGCACGCGCUCGACGACGCGCGCCGCGCCCUCCCGCUCCAGCCGCGCACCCUCCGCGACAUCCUCCCCGCCCACCGCGCGCUCGCCCGUCUCGCGCACGUCGAGAUCACGGGCCCCGUGCAGCUCUUCGACGCCGACGUCGCCGCGGUGGCACGCGCGUGGCCGGCGCUGCAGACGCUCGUGCUCACCCCGCAGACGACAGGCGCGUCGUGCCUGACGCUCGGCGCGCUCGUCCCGCUCGCGCGGCACUGCCCAAAGCUCGAUUUCAUCGCGCUGCCGCUGUGCGCGCUGGACGUGCCGAGCGAGGGCGCGGCGGGGCACUACUACCUCGGCGGUCGCCCGGUUGCCUCCCUCGACGCCGCCCCCCUCGUCCUGGUCCUGUGGCGCGCGCUAGGACGCUCGGACAGGAACUACGGCGCCCAUGUCCCCAACUACGAUCCCGUUCUCCUCGCCAAGUUCCUCAUCUCGCUGUUCCCCGGGCUCAAGCGCGUGUCGAACGACUUGGCGGCGGAGCGGGUGGCGAAGGGACUCGCAAAGGAGAAGGUCGAGGACUACUGGGACACGCCAGUAGAACAAGGCAUCUGGGACGAGCUCGAGCGCGCUAUGCCUUUGCGGUAG